AUGUUCUCCCGCCUCUCCCAGCUAUCUCGGCAUCUCCCCUCGGCCCAAACAAUUUCCAAAACGUUCAAGCCCGUCGUCCCGGCCUCCAGUCUCGCCCGCGGCAUCAUGGUUUCGGCCGACGAGCGCAACACCCGCACCAUCCACACCGCGGCGUGUCUGAUCAUCGGAGACGAGGUCCUCGGAGGCAAGACCGUUGAUACCAACUCGGCCUUCAUGGCCAAGUGGUGUUUCAACCUCGGCAUUAAUUUGAAGAGGGUUGAAGUCAUCGAGGACGAUGAGAGCGAAAUCGUCGAGGCUGUGAGGCGGAUGAGUGACCGCUACGACUUCGUAGUCACUAGUGGUGGCAUCGGGCCGACGCACGACGACAUCACCUACCAGUCAAUAGCCAAGGCCUUUGACCUCCCGCUGGUUCUCAACCAGGACGCCUUUGAGCGCAUGAAGAGGCUUUCCAAGCCGCACCCGGGCCAGCCAGACUUUGACUGGAACGUCGACUCUCCCGCCUUGCAAGCAAAGCUGCGAAUGGUCAUCCUCCCCACCGACGAGAAGCGCGACCCCAGCAAGCAGUUCCUGUUCCCCCACGAGGACCUCUGGGUGCCCGUUAAUGUCGUCAACGGAAACAUCCAUAUCCUGCCAGGUGUCCCGCGUCUCUUUGAAAAGCUCCUCGACGGACUGAAGCCGGUCGUUGUGCCCCGGCUCACCGACCCGGACGGAAAGGGUCUCUGCCGCGUGCUCAUCUCCACCCCGCUUCCGGAGAGCGCCGUGGCCGGUUAUCUGACUACGCUCGCCGCCAAGGUGGAACCCAAGGGCGUCAAGGUCGGCAGUUAUCCCCGUUGGGAGCAGAACGGAACCGUGACCUUGGUCGGAAGGGAUCAGGCUUACAUCGAGAGCAUCGUAGAUGAGGUUGUAAAGGGCGUCAACGGCAAACGCGUGUUCGUAGAGGGAGAGGACGAUUCCAACGCCAAAGCAGGCAAGGGCCUGGAAUGA
Messenger RNA from Colletotrichum karsti, 984 nucleotides. RefSeq names its product molybdenum cofactor synthesis domain-containing protein. The record is from RefSeq and is a predicted model, not a curated record. NCBI's taxonomy places the organism in Eukaryota, Fungi, Ascomycota, Sordariomycetes, Glomerellales, Glomerellaceae. The transcript is spliced from 8 exons. Bases 1 to 984 code for a protein of 327 amino acids.